GUCCCGCCCCCCUCGUCACCCCGAGCCAUGGCGGACGAGGAGCUGGAGGCGCUCCGCAAGCAGCGGCUGACUGAGCUGCAGGCUAAGCAUGGGGUAUCAGAACAAGGGUUGAUAGAAAUACUUGAAAAAGUGAGCCAGCAAACAGAAAAGAAAACAACAGUAAAGUUCAACAGAAGAAAAGUACUGGAUUCUGAUGAAGAGGAUGAUGAUGAUUAAAUGCUCCUAUAAGAUUGCUUAACUGUCUGGAAAAAGGCAAAGAAAACAUACAGUAUAGGCAAAUUGAAAGUUCUGACAAAACAUUUAAAUGUAUUUGCUUUCUGCAUUCUUUUUUUGAUAAAGGUCAAUAAAUAAACAAACUCAUGUUCUGUAAAACAAAAUUUGAGAAGGGUUUUUAUAGCUUAACUUUUUGUAGUAUUAAAGAGGCCUGUGUGGUAUGGAUUUUCCCACCACGUUCUUAGCAUGAACUUUCCUUUGUCCUACUCAGCAUGUAAGCUAUGCUAUCAGCACCUGCCACUCCGUAAGUUGUUGCUACCAUAAGAGAGGUCUUGGGAGGGCAGUAAAUGUGU
Molecule: messenger RNA, 566 nt
Organism: Terrapene triunguis (Three-toed box turtle)
Lineage: Eukaryota; Metazoa; Chordata; Testudines; Emydidae
Gene: PDCD5
Product: programmed cell death 5
Exons: 3
Coding region: 28-216 (62 amino acids)
Cellular component (GO): cytosol; nucleus
Molecular function (GO): DNA binding
Source: RefSeq, a predicted model, not a curated record